UUCAUCCUCUUCCACCACAUCCAUCAUAGUAUAUACAUUUGUUCCUUCUUUAACUUGAUGGCCUCUGAUCAUAACUUUCUAGACUUUUUUCUCGAGGAGAUAGAGUUUGAGAAUGAAAGAGAGAAUGAUCAGUUUUAUUCUUAUGAUUACAACAAUGAAUUGUCAAAAUCUGAGAGCCAGUUAUGUGUACCUCUAGAUCCGGUAGAAGAUUUAGAAUGGUUUCCGAAUUUUCAAGACGAUUUAAUAUCUUUAAAGAACUAUGAUGACUACCAAUCAUCACAUCCCCAGAAUUAUUAUUUUGUUGAUGACAACUCGAAUCAAUUUCGCGAAAGCAUCGAUCAACCGGCUACUCCUCACCAACAAAAGGAAACUAAGUCAAAGCAUGAAGAUACUGGCGUAAAAGACGAUGAGAACGAUGAGUAUGUGUUGAUGGAUAUGAACGGUCGUAGAAAAAGGAAAAAGUCCAGGACAACAAUUAACAGGAAGCCGAGGAAAAAUAUGAAAUUUGAGACUAAAAGAUGUGCUCAUUGCGAAGUAGAGGAAACUCCUCAAUGGAGGAAUGGACCCAUGGGUCCGAAAACAUUGUGCAAUGCAUGUGGUGUGCGCUACAAGUCUGGUAGGUUGUUACCGGAAUAUCGUCCCAAGGCAAGUCCAUCCUUUGAUAGCAGUAAACAUUCCAAUUAUCAUAAGAAGAUAACAAGGAGGUUUCGUUAAUUAGUCUAUCCUUCAUAGAAUUAAUUACUAGUUUAAUCAUUAUAGUU
Messenger RNA from Arachis stenosperma, 761 nucleotides. RefSeq names its product GATA transcription factor 6-like. Bases 58 to 714 code for a protein of 218 amino acids. NCBI's taxonomy places the organism in Eukaryota, Viridiplantae, Streptophyta, Magnoliopsida, Fabales, Fabaceae. The transcript has a single exon. Gene Ontology annotation, biological process: regulation of DNA-templated transcription. The record is from RefSeq and is a predicted model, not a curated record. Gene Ontology annotation, molecular function: sequence-specific DNA binding; zinc ion binding.